AUGUCUGCCGUUCAAUCGCCAUGCAAAUUACAACCUCCUUCUCUUACCCUUCAAAGUGGCAUGCAUACUCCGUUAUUCCGCACACCUAAGUUAUUGCGAAACUCAGCGAUUUUAAAGGCACCAAUUGCCAACGGGCCUGGUGGAGCACAAUACCGUUGUGAAAUUUUAAUUUCCAACGACCUUAUAGGAUGCGUGAUUGGAAGGGGAGGUAAUAAAAUCAACGAAAUUCGGCAGGCUUCGCAGGCCAGAAUCAAAAUUUCUAGUGGUGAAGAAGGUAUUAAUAUCCGCCGAGUGGUAAUCACAGGAACUCUGAGUGCAGUACAAUCUGCUCAUUCACAAAUUAGUAACAGUAUUGAGUUACACAAGCAUAUAUUGGCACUAAACAUAGCAAUGAAGAAUGUGUUUUCAUCGAGGAAUGACUUCAAAGAUGAGUUAACAGACCAAUCUAGUAAAUCAUCAAACCACUCCUCGGACGACCUAAUUGAAAAUUCUGGAAUAAAUAUUAAUAAUGGCAUUCAAAGUCACACUUGUAACCGAAAGAAUCUACCGAGAAUAAUAAAUGACGUGCCUGCUGUAUUAUCCGAUUCUCAAAAUAUGAAAUGUAUGUUUCCAUGUAGGAUACAGUCAGACUUUAAAAAAAGUCAAAAUACCAUUCUCCAUUCAGCACCCGAAAGAAAAGAAACAGCAUUCCGAUACGAAAAAGAAUGUUCACCCUUCUGUUGGGAUCGACAAGGCAGUGGUUUGCAAGUACCCAGAGAAUCUAGAAUCGGAAGUAUCACCCAAACAACACGAAUAAGUACACCAAUCCUAUCUGCUGACUUAUUUAGACAGAAAGCCCAUUUGGACGUAACAGACACGAAGCAACUAAGUCCAUGUAAUGUUCUUAAUUUUAUUCAAAAGUUGCAACACACUUCUCAAUGA
Molecule: messenger RNA, 921 nt
Organism: Schistosoma mattheei
Lineage: Eukaryota; Metazoa; Platyhelminthes; Trematoda; Strigeidida; Schistosomatidae
Source: the annotation of a GenBank genome assembly